UAUUCUAUAUAUAUAACAAGAAUUGAGAAAAAGGAAAAUGAAGAUCCAAACCAAAAACAAUACGAAAUUGAUGGCGGAAUGUGAGAGAGAUUGUAGAUCUUAGCGACCCAGAGUUGGUCUAUCAAUUAGAGCGAGGAUUUGGGCGACUAAUUACAUGCCUAAAUUUCACAAACUAUUUAGAUUUAUUUUCACUUUCCUUCACCUAAAUUUAUUGCUUCAGAUACUCAAUCACCCCAUUUACAGUAUGAUGAUUUUGUCUUCAAUGCUUUAAUUCUGUGUAACCUAUGGAGAUCUGUACGUUUAGAUGCACAUUUCCCUUUAUUCUCAUGAAAUUUAAUGGUGUUUGAUAUUCUAGAUUGAUUUAUAUGAGUUUCUGUCUUCUUCAAAAGAAAUAUUAUUCUGAUUUAGAUGGCAGUGAUCAAUGGCUCAAGAAGAGCAUACCUCUAGGUGUAGUAAUAAUAGUAGUGGUGGUGCUGCUGGUGGCGGUACGGGUGGUGGUACGGGUGGUACGGGCGGUACCGGUGGUGGUGGGCAUAGGAGUAGUAGUUCUAAGAAGUUGAAGCAUAAGAAAGUGCCUCAAAGAGGAAUGGGUGUGGCUCAGCUUGAAAAGAUCAUAUCUGAAGAACAUCAGAAGAAAGAUGCAAGUGUUUUGACACAUAAUUCGAUUGUUUCGCCGACUAGUUCCUGUUCCAAUUUGGCUAGUGUUCAAAAAGUUGCUAACUUUAGGCCGUCGAUCCCUCCGCCACCGCCUUUGCCGCCUAAUCACCAUCCGUUGGUUGCGAAAACGGAUGGUGGGAAUGCUAGUUCUGCGUCUAAAGCGACGAGUUUGAUCAGUGUUGGUAGUGGUGUUGGUAAUUGGUCUAGGUUAUGGAGUGAUGGUGAGAAGCAGAGUCAAAGUUAUGGGCUGGACCACCCUAGAUACGCUGCACCUGCACCGUUUUCAGGAAAUCUUGGUGGUUUGCCUUACGAAUCCAACCCGCCGAUUUGGCCUCCCACCCCUAAUCUAAUGCUGCAAAGAUCACAGCACUUGCAGCAGUCAUGUUCGUCAUCGAUGGUGAAUGUUUCUGCAAACACUUCAUUGUCAUCGUCUUCGUCGUCUGUAAUGAAUUUUCAGAUUGAGCCCCCUUCAAACCAAAGCUAUUGUGGCAACAACUACCAACCAUUGUGGCCCGAUGAAGAGAAGAUGGUUGGCAUGAAAAGGCCAUACCCCUUUUCGUUAGAAGAUAUGCCAAUUCCGUCUUUUCACUGCAAAUUUCCGUCUGCAUACGUGUCUCCCGUUUCAAGAUCCGAUGAUUAUGCUUCUUGUAGCAACGGUGGAGGCACUACUAGCAUUGAACCCGCACAUCCAGCUUCUUUCAGAGAAAAUUGUUCAAGCUCGGGUGCCAUAUCAGAUGUAGUAACGAAAAAGUUCAUCGAUGAAAACCAAAUUCUGACUCGAGAUUUUCUCAAAUUAGCCCCUCCUCAAACAUCUCAAUUGCGUUCAAGUUCGAAAGAGAAUUUACGCCUUUCACCUUGUACAGGAGAACAGCCUCAGUUUGAGAGGCUACCGCUUCAAAAGGACCAAUCGAAGGAUCCGAACCAUAUGUCUGGAAGAAGCGGGUCAAACCCGCAGCCUUUUCUUAGUUUCUUUCCAGCUGCGAAAACGCCCGUGGGGCAGACCGGAAACGGCAACGGUGAGGCAGGGGAAAGUGUUGAUCUGAAUUUGAAGCUGUAGAAGGUUCUUAUUUGCUAUUGUCUUUUUUAUUUAUGUAGCUCUUUUUUCAUGCUAGAAAUGUGACCUUGAAAAAGUAAUAAAACCUUAAUUAAGUACC
Molecule: messenger RNA, 1811 nt
Organism: Helianthus annuus (common sunflower)
Lineage: Eukaryota; Viridiplantae; Streptophyta; Magnoliopsida; Asterales; Asteraceae
Exons: 5
Coding region: 422-1714 (430 amino acids)
Molecular function (GO): DNA-binding transcription factor activity
Source: RefSeq, a predicted model, not a curated record